GGGUUAUAAAUGCCACGUGGCGGUCUGUAACUAUAUAGCAAUUUCUCGUCAGUGUGUCUGCUGGUAACGACCCAAAUAACCCGAGACUGUUGAAGGAAAGCGCGCGGCAACAAAAUCAAACCCUCCAUCGUCGCCGCGAACGAGCCCUAACUCUCUUCACUUAUACUCGGUAAUAUGGAGCGAGAGGUGAUUCAAGCAGAGCUGGUGUUGCCAAACAAGCUGAGCUUCAAGAGGGUUCAGAUGAAUGAGAAGUACCCAAAAGGCCAACCCAGAGGGAGAUGGAAGCACCUCAAACAGAUCAUUCAGGCCGAGAAUUAUCACAACUACCCUCCUGAUGAACCCAAUUAUGUUAAUAUAGAGUCACCACCCUCUAUGCAUCCGUGCAAGAGAAUUUGUGAUAUAACAGGAUAUGAGGCACCUUACUACGAUCCAAGAACCAACCUCCGCUACGCCAACGCAGAAAUCUUCAAGCAAAUAAGAUCGCUUCCCAAUGAAUAUGUUCAAAGAUAUCUGGCUCUGAGGAAUGCUGCUGUGGUUUUGAAGUAGAAUCCCUACUUUUCAGCUUCAGAAGGCAUCAGGAUUCACAUUUCCUGAGUUAGAAACUUGGUAUAUUGUAAAAAUAUGAUUCUAAUUGCGCAUGCAUAUGUUGUUACUUUUAUGCAUCUUACUUGCUGAGAGGAGUACUCCUGUCGAAGCAAGUACAGUGGCCAAUAUAAGCCUUAAUGAUUUGCAGAGAAGUCAUCUGUUGCGCACACUCGAUGCCAAUAAUGAUUCACAGUAGCUUGCCCUUUUUUUCCUUUA
Rosa rugosa (rugosa rose) is the source of this 801-nucleotide messenger RNA. RefSeq names its product protein EIN6 ENHANCER. NCBI's taxonomy places the organism in Eukaryota, Viridiplantae, Streptophyta, Magnoliopsida, Rosales, Rosaceae. Bases 175 to 546 code for a protein of 123 amino acids. The transcript is spliced from 4 exons. The record is from RefSeq and is a predicted model, not a curated record. Gene Ontology annotation, cellular component: Ino80 complex. Gene Ontology annotation, biological process: chromatin remodeling.